This is a messenger RNA of Naegleria lovaniensis, 516 nucleotides long. RefSeq lists its product as uncharacterized. NCBI's taxonomy places the organism in Eukaryota, Heterolobosea, Eutetramitea, Acrasida, Naegleriidae. The record is from RefSeq and is a predicted model, not a curated record. Gene Ontology annotation, molecular function: DNA-binding transcription factor activity. Bases 1 to 516 code for a protein of 171 amino acids. The transcript has a single exon.
AUGACCACAUCGACCAUGACCUCAUGUGGUUCUUCAAUGAGUGACACGGAUGCAAUUCCAGGACCUCAAUCAUCCAUUACAAAGAAGAGAAAGACUAGAUGUUGUCGAUCCAUUGACAGAAUGGAAAUUAGUAAAUACUUUUCCAUUAAGGAAGAAGAGGCAGCGAAAGAAAUGAACAUUUCCAAGUCAAAACUCAAAAGAGUUAAAAAGGAAAUGGGUAUUUCGAGAUGGCCUUACCGUCGAUUGGAAGCACUCAAUCAAGAACUAAAAGAAGUUCGAGAUUUGAUUCAUACCUCGAAAGAUCCUUCCAAUGAUAGUGAUGUAGCCAUUGUAGAAACAACGAGUCAAGCCAACAACAACUUGACACAACUAUGUGAACAGGAGAAGAUUCUCCAACGAUCGAUAGAUUUAAUCUAUCAAAUGCCAAAUAUCAUUGUGAAUCAAAGCAAUGAGAACAUUAAGGAAAUUUGUUUCAAAACACAACGAAUUUCAUUGAACAAUUUACUCAACCUGUAA